Messenger RNA from Engraulis encrasicolus (European anchovy), 1155 nucleotides. Its product is annotated as troponin C, skeletal muscle-like. The transcript has 6 exons. Lineage: Eukaryota; Metazoa; Chordata; Actinopteri; Clupeiformes; Engraulidae. The record is from RefSeq and is a predicted model, not a curated record. Gene Ontology annotation, cellular component: myosin II complex. Bases 109 to 591 code for a protein of 160 amino acids. Gene Ontology annotation, molecular function: calcium ion binding.
UGUCACUUGAUGUCUAGUCUUUCUGUUGAGGUGCACUCGGAUUGACCACUCCUUUGGGCUUAUUUCGUGGAUAUUAUUAAGGGGGAUAACUAAUCCACAAGCCUAAUCAUGACUGACGCACAACAAGAGGCCCGCUCAUACCUGAGCGAGGAGAUGCUGGCCGAGUUCAAGGCUGCCUUCGACAUGUUCGACAGCGAUGGUGGCGGUGAUAUCAGCACCAAGGAGUUGGGUCAGGUCAUGAGGAUGUUGGGCCAGAACCCAAGCAGAGAGGAGUUGGAAGAAAUCAUUGAGGAGGUCGAUGAGGACGGCAGCGGUUCCAUCGACUUCGAGGAGUUCUUGGUCAUGAUGGUGAGACUGCUUAAAGAGGAUCAGGCUGGCAAAUCUGAGGAAGAGUUGGCAGAGUGCUUCCGUGUCUUCGACAACAACGGUGACGGUUACAUCGACAGGGAGGAGUUCGCUGCCAUCAUCCGCAGCACUGGCGAGCAGGUGUCAGAAGAGGAGAUUGAUGAGCUGCUCAGGGAUGGUGACAAAAACAAUGAUGGCAUGCUGGACUUUGAUGAAUUCCUCAAGAUGAUGGAGAACGUGCAGUAAAUAAUAAACUCACGGACAUUCCUCUUCCCCAUUACCCCCCCUGCCGUACCCAAACUCAUGCCUUUUUUUUCUCAUGCCCUUACGCCCAAGCCCACUGCCUCCUUCCUCUCCCAUCUUGACACAGCUAGGCCUCAACAGACAAGACUGACACCCGGAUGGGGCUAAGCAAACACUCCGGGGGUCACGGUUUUAAUGUGACACAAGAGUUAAUGAAGUUGCUUUUGAUGUGAUCCGCAUGUUCAACCGCCCGAGGAGCCCAAGGUUGUGACAGCCCCCCUCACGGGGACAGCGCUCAUGACAUCAGGAGCGUACGCCAUCGAAAACUACAAAUAAAUGCCCUUAACACUGCCGGGCAUUUAGUUCUAGAUGACAUAGUCUAGAUCCUGCAGCAAGCUAUCGCUGCUUAGACCAAUGCCAGCCACACCGAUUUCGUCGUAACACAUAAAUGCUUGAUGGUAACAAAAUAAAUAAAAAUAAACCAUUCACAUGUUUAGUUGGUCUAAUGUUUGAUGGUUGUAUGGUUUUGUUUGAGGAACAUUAAUAAACAUGCUAUAUUUUUUUUUC